Cornus florida is the source of this 537-nucleotide messenger RNA. Its product is annotated as protein SEED AND ROOT HAIR PROTECTIVE PROTEIN-like. The record is from RefSeq and is a predicted model, not a curated record. Bases 1 to 537 code for a protein of 178 amino acids. NCBI's taxonomy places the organism in Eukaryota, Viridiplantae, Streptophyta, Magnoliopsida, Cornales, Cornaceae. The transcript is spliced from 2 exons.
AUGGCUCUCACCACUUCUUCACUUGCAAUCUCUAUGCUUCUCUUCUCACUAGUUGUGGUUGCUUCUGCAAAUGGUUAUGGCUAUGCCCCAAAGCCAAAGCUUGAUAAAUAUCCCAAGGCAGAAGAUAAGCUGCUCCCCAAAAUCAUAGGCAUUCAAGGGAUUAUUUACUGCAAAUCCGGCUCUAAACUCAUCCCUCUUCAAGGAGCUGUGGCAAGAGUAACAUGUCUAGCCGUUGAUCAGCAUGGCUGUAAACCAGCUCCUAUCACUAUCUUGAGCUGCCCAACCGAUGCAAAGGGUUACUUCCUCGCUACGUUGUUUCCUUCACAGCUUGAAGAUGCAUCGAAGCUCAAAGAGUGCAAGGCGUUCCUUGAGAAUUCGCCAUUGGAGACAUGCAAAGUUCCAACUGAUGUCAACAAAGGGAUUAGCGGCGCUCCACUUUCUUCUUCUCAUCUCCUCAGUGACAAGCACAUGAAACUGUCUUCUGUCGGACCUUUUGUUUACACAUCAAAAUCUAGACCGAUCUCUAAGGGUUAUUAG